Gossypium raimondii (Peruvian cotton) is the source of this 1442-nucleotide messenger RNA. RefSeq names its product glycerol-3-phosphate acyltransferase 9. Gene Ontology annotation, molecular function: glycerol-3-phosphate O-acyltransferase activity. The transcript is spliced from 12 exons. Gene Ontology annotation, cellular component: endoplasmic reticulum. The record is from RefSeq and is a predicted model, not a curated record. Gene Ontology annotation, biological process: triglyceride biosynthetic process. Lineage: Eukaryota; Viridiplantae; Streptophyta; Magnoliopsida; Malvales; Malvaceae. The coding region runs from base 74 to 1210 and encodes 378 amino acids.
ACCGAAAGCACGGUGAAGGGAAGCUGAAAAUCAACUAAUAGCCAAAGGAAAUCGGACCCAACAUUGAAGAAGGAUGAACAGUAGUGAAGGGAAGUUGAAAUCAUCGAGUUCCGAAUUGGAUUUGGAUCGACCCAACAUCGAAGAUUAUCUCCCUUCUGGAUCUUCCAUUCAAGAACCACAUGGCAAGCUUCGCCUGCGGGAUUUGCUUGAUAUUUCUCCCGCUUUAACUGAAGCUGCUGGUGCUAUUGUUGAUGAUUCUUUCACACGGUGUUUUAAGUCGAAUCCCCCGGAACCGUGGAACUGGAAUGUGUAUCUGUUUCCUCUCUGGUGUUGUGGUGUGGUAUUUCGGUACUUGAUUUUGUUCCCUAUGAGGGCUUUAGUUUUAACAAUAGGAUGGAUAAUAUUUCUGUCAUGCUUCAUUCCUGUGCACUUUCUUCUCAAAGGGAACGAUAACUUGCGGAAAAAGAUGGAGAGGGCGUUGGUGGAGCUAAUCUGCAGCUUCUUUGUUGCGUCCUGGACUGGAGUUGUUAAGUACCAUGGACCACGGCCUAGCAUGCGGCCCAAGCAGGUGUUUGUGGCCAAUCAUACUUCUAUGAUUGAUUUCAUCAUAUUAGAACAGAUGACUGCAUUUGCUGUCAUUAUGCAGAAGCACCCUGGAUGGGUUGGACUGCUACAGAGCACUAUUUUAGAGAGUGUAGGGUGUAUUUGGUUUAACCGUUCAGAGGCCAAAGAUCGUGAAAUUGUAACAAGGAAGUUAAGGGAGCAUAGUCAGGGAGCUGACAAUAACCCUCUUCUCAUAUUUCCCGAAGGGACGUGUGUAAACAAUCAAUACAGCGUUAUGUUCAAGAAGGGUGCAUUCGAACUUGGUUGCACUGUUUGCCCGAUUGCAAUAAAGUACAAUAAAAUUUUUGUUGAUGCCUUUUGGAAUAGCCGGAAGCAGUCCUUUACAAUGCAUUUAUUGCAGCUUAUGACAUCCUGGGCUGUUGUUUGCGAUGUUUGGUACCUAGAGCCCCAAAAUCUAAGGCCUGGAGAAACACCCAUCGAGUUUGCAGAGAGGAUCAGAGACAUAAUCUCUGUUCGAGCAGGUCUUAAAAAGGUUCCAUGGGACGGAUAUUUGAAGUAUUCUCGCCCGAGCCCUAAGCAUAGAGAGCGAAAACAACAAAGUUUUGCCGAAUCUGUUCUUCGGGGACUGGAACUGGAAGAAAAAUGAUGGCACCAAUGUACAUUUUGUUCAGUUCAUGUAAGGAUAGCUUCUGAUCUUUUGUUUUUAAACAUCUGGUUGGUCCUUGGUAUUGUUGUUGUGGCUAUUUUUUGUUUUUUAAAAUUUUCAAUGGCACAGUUAAAUCGAUGAUUGAUUAAUCAAAGUUACUAAAAAUUUUGCUGUUUUGAUGUUAUUUGUAUGAACACCAUAACUAAUAAUAUGACACACACUGAUAUUUAUA